Messenger RNA from Micropterus salmoides (largemouth bass), 1643 nucleotides. RefSeq names its product GTPase-activating Rap/Ran-GAP domain-like protein 3. The transcript has 2 exons. Lineage: Eukaryota; Metazoa; Chordata; Actinopteri; Centrarchiformes; Centrarchidae. The record is from RefSeq and is a predicted model, not a curated record. Bases 97 to 327 code for a protein of 76 amino acids.
CAAACUAUUUCUAACAUAACAUUUUCUGUUACCAACGAAGGUUUAACUGAGGAACCAAGUGGAAAGUCAGACAGUGGUACAGUCAAACAGAGGAAGAUGAGCAAGAAGAACACUGAGGAAGAGCCCAAAGCCCGAGCACUUACGUCAACAAACAGUGACAGGUUAGCCUCAGAGUCUGUUGAAACAGACCUGGACGUCCAGCUGCAUUGUUCGUCCAGUUCGGAGGCCGAGCCAGAGAAGGUUGUCCUGCGAGCGGAGAGCCCGCCUCUUGCCAGCGCGUUCGCCCUCUCCACAUCCUUUGAAGAAGAUGUCCUGGACCUAAAGUGAAGACAAUCCCAUCGUGCACUUCUCUGCCCACCCACUCCUGUACUGUCACCAUUAUUUUAUUGUUUUUUUAUUUAGUUUUGGUUGGUUUGCUUUUAAUUUGUUGUUUGUUGAAUUGUUUUUUCUUGUCUUUUUUUGUUUGUUUGUUUAUAUCCCUGUAUCUUGGGUCUCCCCAUUCAUUGGACAAGAUGGGUGCAGUGGGAGUUAGAAGAUGUGUCUGUGUACGUGUUUGUUUUCACAAGCAGUCCCUCAGCCACUGUGUCUUGGGUGUUUGUGUUGCCCCGCAGCAAAUAACCCAAAGAGGCCAUGAGGUUGUGUAAGAUGCCGUGGUUUAUUCAGAGUUCUGCAACAGCCUUGAGAUAAUGUUAACGGUUUGAUCCCAAACCACAAACUGAAUGUAAAUCUGCGCACGAGGCACGACAAAAAUCUCAUUCACAAUGCCCUCUGAAGUUGGUAGAGCUUAAUAUGUGUUGUAUAUUAUGUGAUUAUUUCCAACCCACUUUGAAUUGCUGUAUGAUAUGCAUAUGUAUGUGUACAUCUGUUUAUACAUGAAAAUGCAUACACGGUGAUGGGCGUGUAUGCCUGUCUUGCCUGUGAUGCAUAUUUAUAGAUAUAUUAUAAAAAUUAAUUUUAUUCCCAGAUUUAGUAAAAGUAUGAUGUUUUAUGCUCUCUGCACAUAUUAGUCCUUAUUCCUCUCCCUAUUCACAGUAUACAGGUAGACAGGGCUGGAGGCUGGAAGUCUCCCACAAGUGCCAUUUCCCAGCAUCCUCCACUGAACUACACCUCUAACAGCACUAUACUCUGGUGUCUGACAGUAGCAGCCAUGAUUGUAAUCCACAUUAGAUUACAAUGUUGGCCCACAGCUCCAUUCAACUCCAUUUUGAAUAAAUUCACUUAAGGGAGGCACUCUCUCAAAGCCACAUGCAUUCAACAUUUUAUGAGCCGACCUUAAGUCUGCAUGACCUGCCUUUGCUACGGGUGCUCUGUCGUUUGUGGCAAAAAAAUAAUGCUUCUUUGGAAACCACAAGGUCUACAACAUCAUACCAAACAUAGCUGCAAAAGGAAAACCACAACCUGAGAUGAAAGAUAGUGUUGAUGUUAAAAGGACAAACACCUUUUUUUACUAGACUGUCAUGUUUGAUGGCCAGAGGUACAGCAGAUGGUACAGCAAGGGAAUUAUCGACAAAACCACAAAUUUUUGAUAAUAUUGUCUUAAACUUAAAUGAUAAAAGCUGAUUUUUUUUUUUUUUUUUUUCAAAAAAUGAGCUAAAAUUAUCUUGAAUACUAAUUACACUAAAAUAAACUUAAGUGUGAAAUAU